Messenger RNA from Fusarium fujikuroi IMI 58289, 1746 nucleotides. RefSeq lists its product as uncharacterized. The transcript has 4 exons. The record is from RefSeq and is a predicted model, not a curated record. Lineage: Eukaryota; Fungi; Ascomycota; Sordariomycetes; Hypocreales; Nectriaceae. The coding region runs from base 1 to 1746 and encodes 581 amino acids.
AUGAACUAUCUUACCCUUGCCCUUUCUCUGGGUCUUGCUGUCCUGCCACAACAGGCCAAUACUCAAGAGACCCCAUGCCCUCUCCUAGGUGCCAUCUUUCCGCCUGUCCAGCAUCCACUCAAGUCUGGUGGUUUCUCAGAUACCAUUGCCCAGCUCAGCGCCACCUUCAACAACCUUGAUCGCAAUGGCACUCUUGAGGGUUUCAACACUACCUUCUACGUCCAGGCCUUCUCUGCUUCGGAUACUCUCUUCCAGCAUGGAUACGCCCCGUCCUCCAUGAAAGGCUUCUUGACUUCAGGGAGUCUCAACGAGGAUACUGUAUUCCGUGUGGGCAGUGUUUCGAAGCUUCUUACUGUCUAUACACUACUCGCCGAGGUUGGGAUAAAGCACAUGAACGAUCCGGUGACGAAGUGGGUGCCUGAGCUCGCUCUUGCGGCCAGGAAUAACAAAGGCGACCCCACCCGCAAGGUACAGUGGGACGAGGUUACUAUUGGGCAGCUUGCUGGCCAUAUGGCCGGCAUCAGCCGAAACUUCGGAUUCUUCGAUAUGAGCUCCAUCAUUGAAUCAGCUCACCAGAGUCCUGAGUUAUAUGGUCUCCCAAUGCUGAACAAGAAAGAAAGUCCACACUGCAGUGUCUCAGACCAAUCUCUGAAGCCCUGCUCCCGCAAAGAGUUCUUCCAGGGCAUCAUGACCCAAAGCUUCUUCCCUAUCACAUCCACUGCGAACACCCCGGUGUACUCCAACGUCGCGUACCAAAUACUUGCCUAUGCUCUCGAGGGCAUGACUGGAAAGUCAUUCAGCAAGUCCUUUCGAUCAUCGCUGCUCAAUCCUCUGUCCAUGAGGCGUACAAGCCUCGAGGCACCUAAGAGAAAGGACAACGCUAUGGUCCCCGAGAAUGAGCAGCUCUCGUGGUGGAACAUCACCACAGCAGAUGGCAGUCCCUAUGGAGGCAUGUUUUCUACAGCUGCAGACCUCACAAGCCUUGGUCAAUCUAUCCUCAGCUCUUCUAUACUCAGCCCCUCCGAAACUCGGUCUUGGAUGAAACCCAUCUCUCAUACCGCGGACAUUCACAUGUCUGUUGGUAUGCCUUGGGAGAUUAGGCGCACAUACGUCCCCCUCAGCCGCAGUGGAACCCGAAUUGUUGAUCUGUACACGAAGAACGGCGCCAUUGGACUUUACACUGCGAUUAUCGUCCUUUCACCUGACCACGGUAUUGGUUUCGUGGCGCUGACGGCGGGAUCUAACCGUGCAUAUCUAUUGAGCUACAUUCCUGACCUCCUCGUGCAAACACUGCUGCCAGCAGCCGAGAACGCGGCCCGUCAUAACGCCGUCAAGCGUUUUGCUGGAACUUUCAAGGGCCCCAAGAGCCAGCUGAUGGUCACUACGGACGAUACUCUCGUGGUACGGAAGUGGGCCCGGGGUGAUGUCGACGUGAUAGCCACGCAAGCCGCGCUUACGUGGCCUGGAUUGGAUGUGACACCAGUGCUCAGGCUAUACGCGAUGGGAUUGGAAGGAAAUAGGAAAAUGUCUUUCAGAGCUGUCUUGGAAGCCCAAGCCGUAAAUGACUCCACAGAAGAGGCUGAAACCAAUGAGACAGAUGCUAACUCUGGUCCUUUUAGUGGCGGAUGCUUGUCAUGGGGAGGAGUUGACUCAUUGACCUAUGGCAACAUUGGGGUUGAUGGGGAAUGUAACGCAACCGGACUUAUUCCAAGGGUCAUGAGGGAAACUCUUGAAAAGGUUGAUUAA